AUGGACGACGAGGCGACGACCAUCUCCGAAGCCGACCUCACGCGCCUGCUACCCACCUGUCAGAGAUGUCGACGUCUGCGUCGGAAGUGUGACACGCAACUUCCAGCGUGCCGGUUGUGUCAGAAGGGUAAAGCAGAGUGUACCUUUUUCGACCAUGCCCUGCAGCAAACACUGCCACGAAGUUAUGUCCACUCGCUGCUCACUCGAUUGAGUCGGCUAAGGGCAGCUCAGGUGGCUGCGAAUGGCAACAACGAACCGCCAAGUGCCUUCCGAUACCCUCACCAUGCGCGGAAUCUGUCGACAGCGACCGUGUCCACCAUCCCGGAGCCGUCCACCAACGGCUGGGGCACCCACACCAGCGAGCUGUCCUUUGACAAGCAUUUCAUUCUGCGCAACGCCAAUCCGACAUGCUGGCAAUUCUUCGGUAGCAGUUCAGCCUACUCGCUCGCAAUCGAGGUCAUUGUCCAUGCCCAAGCCAGGCUGGGCCAGAUCACCUUCCCAGAUACGUAUCAGCAGGGAGAAUUCUGGCUCGUUUCCCACCGGAAUGCUGGCGAAGAGUCGCCGCACCCCCGGUUGACACCUUCGAGAGAGGAGAUUGAGAUGCUGUUCACUCUCUACUCGAGUACGACCAACCUGAUGAUGAGCGUAGUGGACUUGAACGAAGUACACGCCGAAAUCUCGGUAUACUUGCAAUAUCAGGGAUCUAACAACCAUAUGCUCUCGGGUCCCGAAGCUCAUCAAUUCUUCCGAGUCAGCAUGGUGUGCGCCAUAGCUGCUGCCAACAAAGCCCGCCAUCGACCAGAAUACGUGAAUGAGUCGAUGGCAUAUUACGCAGAGGCGCUGCAGUGCGUGGAGGAGGUUACAUCCGACGUCUCGGUCGAGUCCUUGCAGGCAUUGCUACUGCUCACCCUCUUUGCCCUCUUCUACCCUAGAAGAGGCGAUAUCUGGAAGCUGCUGGACUUUGCCUGUCGGCUCGGUGUCGAGCUCAACUACCAUUCCGAGACCAACGAUGAGUUUGAGAGUGAAAAAGAUCGUCGCUCCCGCCGAGCAAUCUUCUGGGGGCUGUACACCAUUGAGCGGACCAUAGGCCAACACUUCGGUCGACCUGCAGACCUUACAGAGGAAAUCAUUACGGCUGAAUAUCCCGCCUCCAUUCACGAUGCGGCGGGGAACGAUCCAGCAUCGCUGCAAUUCAUUCUUUCAUCGCACUACUAUCGCCUAACUUACAUGAGGUCAGAGAUUUUCCGGGACUUGUACAUGCCAGCAGCUGCCCCUAACCUGCCGCGAGGCUGGUACGAACAGCGUCUAGAUCAUAUUCUCGCCUGGAGACGCGAGCUACAUUAUCUGGACAAUGUGUUGGGUGUCGGUUCCAUGACGUGCGAGAUGGGAUUCGAUAGCUCAGUUUGUUUUCUCUUCCAGCCGCUCUUGCUGAGGGCACUCGCGUCAACAAAAGAGCCAAUGCUCGCCCAUGACUGCGCAGACAUAAUCCCACGCGAAAGCUACCACUCCGCAUGUAAGGUGAUCGACUUCUACAACAAGCUACUUCAUGGCGCCGAGGACUCCCCAUAUGGUCAAUAUCCCAUCACUGUCAUCUCAGCACAUUACAUAUACCAAGCCGCCCUGACAAUCAUGUCCCAUUGCCUGUUGGCGAUUGAUGGCCGGCUCCCAGUGGUCAAUUUCUCAAAUGAGAUGAGUGGCAACGCUGAAGGGCCCAUUGAUUUCCGGGGAAUCGCGGAGAUCUCAGAGACUACCCUCGCCCUGCUCGACUCUUUGGGCAAGAAAUUCGCAGGCAUGGUCGGAAUGUAUGAUAUCUGCAAGAAUUUGCAUGACAAGGUCUUGCCAGUCAUGAUGCGCAGCGGUCUUGCUUGA
Messenger RNA from Cyphellophora europaea CBS 101466, 1869 nucleotides. RefSeq lists its product as uncharacterized. Gene Ontology annotation, biological process: positive regulation of transcription by RNA polymerase II; DNA-templated transcription. Lineage: Eukaryota; Fungi; Ascomycota; Eurotiomycetes; Chaetothyriales; Cyphellophoraceae. The transcript has a single exon. The record is from RefSeq and is a predicted model, not a curated record. The coding region runs from base 1 to 1869 and encodes 622 amino acids. Gene Ontology annotation, molecular function: DNA-binding transcription factor activity, RNA polymerase II-specific; sequence-specific DNA binding; zinc ion binding.